AGGUGUUCAAAAACUACUUGACCUUUUGCGGCAUCGGGAUAAUGAAUGCUCAGCUUUUCGAGAUGUCCGUCAACGAGUACAAGAGGAAUCAGAUGCUACUUCAACUGGCUCGAGGUAUCUUUGAAGAGCAGACUUCCUUGGACAAUGUGGUUCACAAGAUAAUGAGGCAAGCAGUUAGUCUGCUGAAGUGCCAGCGAUGCAUGGUUUUCAUCUUAGAGACAACAGAAGAAUCGUACUUGCCCGCUCAGCUGAGAAUGGCAGAAGGGAAACGACAUUCAAUAGCUUACCAGUCCAGUUUUGAUGCUCCAUUGAAUGACGUCAAGAACAUCAGCUUCCUGAAGGGUUUCGAACUUACAGAUGAGGAUACAGAGAAACUCAAGACAAUCCCUCAUGAGAUGCUGAAAAACUCAAUCAAUGCUACUAUAGCCCGUCAUGUUGCUGAUUCAGGAGAGACAACCAAUAUCGCUGACUUCACUGUGCAGAAACAGUUCAAGGAAAUAAGUGACGUGGACCCAGAAUUCAGGAUUCGAUCCGUCCUCUGCCAACCCAUCUACAACAGUGAGCAGAAGAUUAUUGGUGUAGCUCAGAUGAUCAACAAGGCUUGCAAACAGACCUUCACAGACCAGGAUGAACAUCUCUUUGAGGCUUUUGCUAUCUUCUGUGGACUGGGUAUCCACAACACUCAGAUGUUUGAGAAUGCUAUGAGGCUGAUGGCCAAGCAACAGGUUGCCCUUGAUGUGCUCUCGUACCACGCAACUGCACAACCAGACGAGGUUUCAAAACUCAAGAAAAGUUGUGUGCCUUCAGCGCGGGAGUUGAAGCUGUAUGAGUUCAGCUUCAGUGACUUUGACUUGACAGAAGAUCAGACACUUCAAGGCACACUGAGGAUGUUCAUCGAGUGUAACCUCAUCGAGAAGUACCACAUCCCAUAUGACGUACUCUGUAGAUGGACGCUGAGUGUACGUAAGAACUACAGACCAGUGAUCUACCACAAUUGGCGGCAUGCUUUCAAUGUGGCCCAAACAAUGUUCUCCAUUGUAAUGACUGGAAAGCUGAGGAAGCUUCUGACAGACCUGGAAAUUUUUGCUCUCAUCGUUGCCUGUCUCUGCCAUGACCUGGAUCAUAGGGGGACCAACAACACUUUCCAAGUCAAGACUUCUUCCCCACUGUCUCUGCUGUAUGGUACCUCUACCAUGGAACAUCAUCACUUUGAUCACUGCAUUAUGAUACUCAACAGUGAGGGAAACAACAUCUUUGAGUUCAUGUCUCCUGACGAUUACCGUGAGGCUAUAAGGAUGUUGGAAAGUGCCAUUCUGUCAACCGAUUUGGCUAUCUACUUCAAGAAGAGGGCUGAUUUCUUCAAGCUGGUAGAAAAAGGAGAGCACACAUGGGACAAUGAGGAAAAGAAGGGGCUGCUCAGGGGUAUGCUGAUGACAGCCUGUGAUGUGUCAGCUAUUGCCAAGCCAUGGCUAGUCCAGCAGAAAGUGGCUGAGUUGGUCUUCAGUGAGUUCUUUCAGCAAGGCGAUUUGGAGAGAGAAAAGCUCAAAGAAGAACCAAUGGCGAUGAUGGACCGCAAGAAGAAGGAUGAACUCCCUAAGAUGCAAGUGGGUUUCAUCGAUGGCAUCUGUAUGCCUGUCUACAAGAUGUUCGCUGAGCUGUGGCCAGACCUAAAACCGCUCGAAUCGGGAACCCAGCUCAACCGUGAUAACUGGCAAGCAUUGUCUGAAGGGAAAGAGCCAAAUGAUUGGGGAUCUUCCCCUCCCUCCCUCCAAACAAGCAAACAAAUGGAGAGCACGAUCCUCCAGAACGACAGGACCCAACUGGAUACCCUUGAUGAGAAACCUUCGUUGGAAUGCAUACAGAAGCAGGAAGGUAGUAGGAGUACUGGGGGCGGUGAACCCAAGAAACGGGGCUCACAGAUGAGCCAACAAUGCAAGGAAGCCCUGGCAGCAAAGAAAAACAAGAGCUCCCUUUGUUCAGUAAUUUGAUCUUUGUUUUGAUACUAACCAUCCAAAUGAUGUCAAUUGAGGGAUCUUUCUUUGUCCUAAAUUGAAUAUUGAAAGUAUUAUCCAGAUUUUUGUUAAAAAGACAACUUCAAAUUAUUCAGGUUUUUCUUCUCUUUAAUAUCUUGAAUGAUAAGCAUUCCAUUUGCUAUAUUAUUCAUUUUACACCACUUCAAGAAAAUUAUAUUUGAUACAUAAAUAUUUUUCAUUACUUUACAACAUUGCUGCCAAUUAAAGCAUAGUCAUGUGCCAGUACAAUUUUAUGCAAUCAAUUAGUUUGCUCUUUUUGAUAAUAGAUUCAACUUGCAAGAACAGAUUUUGAUUGUCAUGAGUUUGUCUUGACAAUAGAA
Strongylocentrotus purpuratus (purple sea urchin) is the source of this 2353-nucleotide messenger RNA. It is a transcript of the gene pde5, whose product is annotated as sperm phosphodiesterase 5. The record is from RefSeq and is marked provisional. Gene Ontology annotation, molecular function: 3',5'-cyclic-nucleotide phosphodiesterase activity; protein binding. NCBI's taxonomy places the organism in Eukaryota, Metazoa, Echinodermata, Echinoidea, Camarodonta, Strongylocentrotidae. Gene Ontology annotation, biological process: signal transduction.